Helianthus annuus (common sunflower) is the source of this 2633-nucleotide messenger RNA. RefSeq lists its product as uncharacterized. Lineage: Eukaryota; Viridiplantae; Streptophyta; Magnoliopsida; Asterales; Asteraceae. Gene Ontology annotation, cellular component: plasma membrane. The coding region runs from base 874 to 2382 and encodes 502 amino acids. The record is from RefSeq and is a predicted model, not a curated record. Gene Ontology annotation, molecular function: transmembrane transporter activity. The transcript has 3 exons. Gene Ontology annotation, biological process: transmembrane transport.
UUCAUUCAGACAAAUGUUUGUUACAUCUAGACUUUAUUCAUACUCUUAACAAACAAGAUUCCUAAAAAUAUAUACAUUUGGAUCAAGAACAAGCAGCUAGUGUAGCUGUAAAUGGGAGUCAUAAAGGUGGCGUCGCCCCAUGCCGGAGCAAUCUGGCGGGAGAGAUUGGGUUCCGCCUUGAGAACCGCCAUAGCGUGAACCAUAAUUGGCUGCACCGCCCUCUAUGGACCAGACCCCGUCCGCCUUCAGAUUCAGUACCCUUCUGUGGCCUAUGUGACCGCCAUUCUGAUUGUCUCCGAUGCAACACUUGGCACCACCUUGAGAGAUUCCUGGUACGCACUUUGUGCCACCGUGCUAGUGGUUCCCUCCACCGUGUUAUGUCUCUCUUUGGUGGCUCCGUCCAGAUUCACGGAGGCUGGUGCCGCUGUGGCAGUAACCGCGAGUGCUUUUGUGGUGUCAGUGCCCGAGUGCCUUCCGUUACUAACCAAACGCAUUGCCUAUGUACAAUUGGUGAUCAUUUAUGUUGGUGUUGUGGUUCGUGGCAAUGAAGCCGGACCGGUGACCCACCCGGUCCAUAUAGCGGCGUGCACCGUCCUUGGGGUGACGGGCUCGGUCCUGGCUUUGAUACUACCAUACCCUAGGUUGGCCGUAAGAGAGGUGAAGAAGCAAUCGCACUCAUAUGCAGAAAAUGCAUCAGAGAGAAGCAAUCUCUAUUUGAAAGCAUUCUUGAGUGAUGACAAAUCAACAGCAUAUGAUCUCAUUUGUCAAGCUGAACCCAUUGCUCAAAUAGGGACUAACAUCCUUGACCACAUCAACCGGGUCCAGGAAGGCGCAAAGUGGGAAACGCAUCAUCGCGCUCUAGACUUCAAAAACAUGGAAGCACCAAUUACCGGAAUGAAAAUAGCGUUAUCCGCCAUCUCUCAGUUUCCUGUCACGAUUGAUGAAGAGAUAAAGACCCUCUUGCAAAGUGCACAAAUGCUAAAACUCCAGCACCCUAAACCAUAUGAUGACGCGGUUACCGUUCCUGAACGAAAACACACACCAACUCUUGUUAACAUUUCACCAACCCGCGAAAACCUACCCGUGUUUUUCUUCUUAUCAUGCUUUGAACUGCUUAUAAACGCGAACCCUAAACCCGAAUCACUCGACGCCCAGAAGGUUAACAUAGCUAAAAAAACAAGAGUCGAGAAAAUCGUGGGUCAAUCGAUUACUGAGCGGGUCGUGUUUGCUUUAAAGUGUUCGAUCGCGUUAGGUCUAGCGGUCCUUCUAGGCAUGUUUUUCGACAAAAAGAACGGUUACUGGUCGGGGCUCACCAUAGCCAUAAGCUUUGUGGAAGGAAGACUGCCGAUUUUCACGGUUGCGAAUAACCGAGUAAAAGGCACAGCAAUUGGCUCCGUCUACGGUGUGCUCGGAAGCUGUCUUUUACACCAAGUUGCCGAACUAAGAUUCAUUAUUCUUCUACCGUGGAUCGUUUUCACAAGCAUGCUACAUCAUAGUCAGAUGUAUGGCGAAAGUGGUGGUAUCGCGGCGGUGAUCAGCGCACUUUUGAUUCUCGGCCGGAAAAACUACGGCCCACCGAAACAAUUUGCCAUUGCUAGAUUAACAGAGGUUUCAAUUGGGCUUUUUUGCAUGGUUUUGUUGGAGAUCACACUGCAACCGGUUCGAGCUGCAACUGUUGUCAAACUCCAAGUGUCCCAAUGCCUCGGAACAUUGGAUGAAUGCUUAAAUCAUAUAGCAUGUCCAAAAGAAAACAUCAGAAAGAUGAAAUCCGAUUUAAACGGAUUGAGGAACCGGAUUAAAGAUGCAAGGUCCGAGCCUAGCUUCUGGUUUCUACCUUUUAAAGCUUCUUGCUAUAAUAAUGCGCGCGAAAGGUUAUCAAAGAUGGUUGAUUUGAUGCAGAUUAUGACUUAUAACAUUGAGUUUAUAUCAAGUUUGUCACAAAGUUGUGAUGGUGGUUGGAAAGAGCUUGAACAGCACAUCAAUGGCAAUUUGGAGAUUUUGAAAGAAAACACGAGCCCGUGUGUCAAGUGUCUACAAAAGAUCACUCUGGUGAGGUCUAACGAGACCUUUGACCGCCAUGUACAAGAGAGUGAAGGGUUCUUUGACUUGGAGUCAGGAAGUCAACCAACAGAAGCAGCCAUGAAAGUUAUGGACGCUUUUGUUCAUCGCAUAAAGGACGUAACGGAUAAGAUUGAAAGUCAAGAGUGUAAAAGAAAAGUGACCCUUCACUUGAAUUCUUUAGGGUUUUGCAUCGCGAGUAUUGUGGGAGAAACAAUGCAGGUUGAAAAAUGCAUCAAAGAGAUCAUCCGAUGUGAGAAUCCUGGUUUGAUGAUAAACUACAAGAAUGACAUAGCAAAUGCACCAGUACAGAUAACAAAGUAGAGAACGGAAGAACAAGAAACAAGAAAUGAGCUUGUGUUGUGAGCAGUGCACCAAAGAUUAUCGAAAGUAGAACGGGAUAUUGUGUAUAUAUAAUGUAAUUUGGAAGUGAACUAUAAGCAGCAUAGGGGCGGACUCAACUAAAAUUGGGAAAAAAAAAAUGUCGGUUUUAUUUAUCUAGGAUACCCCUAAACAAAUAUUAGGAUACCUCUAAGUGUUUGUGAAAAUAAAAUGAAAUGAAAUUUUACAUUUGA